Molecule: messenger RNA, 1497 nt
Organism: Aspergillus niger
Lineage: Eukaryota; Fungi; Ascomycota; Eurotiomycetes; Eurotiales; Aspergillaceae
Exons: 11
Coding region: 1-1497 (498 amino acids)
Source: RefSeq, a predicted model, not a curated record
AUGUCGAAAGAGGUACCUGCUGAGCGAACUUCUUGGACUGGGCAAAACUAUAUGGGAAUUCCGAACUACGAGCAUCCUGGGUGUGGAUUACAGACACGAGAAGAGGCAAUAUUCAUUGGGGACUUCAACAUACUGGUGUUUUGGUGGGUUUUGCUUACCAAGUUUUGGAGCACGCACGGAGCGAGAAUGUCCUCAGCAUUGACCGAGGCUAUGCUAUCGGCUCUGGACGUCAAGCUCCUAUUAUCCGAGCGCCAAAGCAUCCGAUUCCAAGCGCAGUCCGGUCGAGGCAAAGCUAUCGGGGCAUCUGGAAGAUGUUGGUUCGGGAAUCAGACUGGUGUAAUCACAGCCAAGCUGGUAUCAGCCAAUCCAAUCAAGGGAAGUCAUACAACCCCAUUUCAUGAAGUGAUGAUAAAUGGCUUACACAAUGCGCCGAAGUUCCGGAUCUGGCUCGGGACAGAUGCAUUGCCAGGCUGCAUACGCACAGACUUGGCCCUGGCAGCUCUCAUGAAAGCUCCUGCAUUCGUUGUUGGAUGCCGCUAUGUCGGCGUAUAUACUAGUGUCGGAGGUACGUUCCCAGCCAUAGAUCCAGACCACGGUCAGAGACAGGGUUGGGCUUGGUACCAACGGCUAUUCAUCUCAAGUCACAUCCGGCCACGGACUAAUCAGCUGGAGUUGAUCUGCCGGGGGUCAACGUUGCGUCUGACGAAGCCUACCCUCCAGAACCGCGACCAAAGAUAUCUCGUCAGGACAUCCUGGUGUAAGAUCUAUGCUGGUGCCUGCGCCAUGGAUCGAGGGUUUAUCCGGCAGGGCGGGCACACCGCAUUUGCCACCCUUGGAAUCGAGUUCCAACCAACAUCAUUGGAUCUUGAAACGGCAGAAAUCACAAAGCGAAAAGGUCAAUGCAAAGUAGACGCAAGUAGCCAGGCAGAUCCGACCAUAGAUCCAGACGCGUCGCUGGUGAAAUUCUGGGGCGGGGCAUCUGGUCGAGCGAGUGUGAUGGAGGGGGAGACUAGAGGAAGUCGUCUGAUCGCUCAGCACGGCGUGAAUGACGCCCUCACCCUCUCACAUUCUUCGGCUCUCUGUGACACCGGCAGCUGCAGAUCGACUGUGCGUAGAGAAUCGGUUGGGUCUGGGCGUCGCCAUCCCCUCCAGACCGAUAGCCAGUCUCCGUUCAGGAUUAAUCCUCCCAUCAGCUUCGGCCAGAGGACCUCGGGCAAGCAUGGACUCACUUGGGGAGGGGACCGUCUCGCUCGGGUUUCAUCGGCUGAACAGGGGUAUCAGGCGAGAGGAACUGCUGUUGAGGAGGCUGGAGGUGAAUAUAAACAACCACGGAGUCCAUGCCAGAGGAGACUAGACGAAUAUCUGGCGGUCGCCGUCUUAUGUCGUACAAACUUCAUCCUUUGUCCGAAUUCAUCUGCUUACUAUUUUUCCGAGUUUACGGAGUACCUCUACAGUACUUCAUCGUUCUUUGACUUUUCUUUUUUGGGGCCUGGCUGA